This is a messenger RNA of Solanum tuberosum (potato), 1450 nucleotides long. RefSeq names its product aluminum-activated malate transporter 2-like. The record is from RefSeq and is a predicted model, not a curated record. The transcript has 6 exons. NCBI's taxonomy places the organism in Eukaryota, Viridiplantae, Streptophyta, Magnoliopsida, Solanales, Solanaceae. Gene Ontology annotation, biological process: malate transport. The coding region runs from base 47 to 1450 and encodes 467 amino acids.
UUUUUUUUUUGCAAAAUUUGGUCCAAUAUUUAUUUUUAUUUUUACUAUGGAGAUUGCUUCUAUGAACAAUGAUGAAAAGCCAAGUAAUUUUUUCACUAAGGGAUUAUUAUGGUUCAAGUCUUUGCAUGAAAAAAUAUUUACUAAGAUUGUUGGAAUUGCUAAGCAAUUCAAGACAAUUGCUAAAGAUGAUCCAAGAAGAGUGAUUCACUCACUUAAAGUUGGUUUAUCACUCACUUUAGUUUCAUUAUUCUACUAUUUCCAACCCCUUUACAAUGGUUUUGGUGUUUCUACGAUGUGGGCGAUAAUGACUGUGGUAGUCGUCUUUGAAUUUUCUGUUGGUGCUACACUUGGAAAAGGAUUAAAUAGGGGAAUGGCAACCUUGAUAGCUGGUGCACUAGGGGUUGGUGCACAUUAUUUGGCUAGUGCAACUGGUAAAGUUGUGGAGCCAAUACUUCUUGGUCUAUUUGUCUUUCUACAAGCAUUUGCAUUAACUUUCAUAAGAUUCUUUCCACAAGUGAAGGCCAGAUAUGAUUAUGGAAUGUUAAUUUUAAUAUUAACAUUUUGUUUAGUGUCAAUAUCUGGUUUUAGAGUUGAUGAAAUAGUGGAUAUGGCACAUAAAAGAAUCUCAACAAUAUUCAUGGGUGCUUCUGUUUGUGUUAUUGUUUCUAUAGUUGUUUGCCCUGUGUGGGCUGGUGAAGAUCUACAUAAAUUAGUAGCACAAAAUAUGGAAAAACUUGGCAAGUUCUUAGAAGGAUUUGGAGAUGAGAUUUUUAAAUCAUCAGAGGAUAUUACAGAAUCAAAGGUUACUAAAACAUCCUUGAUAGAGUAUAAAAGUGUUCUCAAUUCAAAGAAUACUGAAGAAACUUUGGCUAAUUUUGCAAAAUGGGAGCCAGGGCAUGGACAAUUUAAGUAUAGACAUCCAUGGAAACAAUACUUGAAAAUUGGAGGUCUCAUUAGGCAAUGUGCAUGUAGGAUUGAUGCACUCAAUGCCUAUAUCAACUCUGAAAUUAAAGCACCAGAGGAGAUCAGGGAAAUGAUCAAAGAAACAUCAAUGAAAAUGAGCAUAGAAUGUGGGAAAGCACUAAAAGAACUAUCAAAAUCUAUGAGGAAAAUGAAUUUGCCAAUUUCAGCUGAUGAACAUGUCACAAAUGCAAAAAAUUCAGCCAAGAAAUUAAAUUCACUUUUAAAAUCAAGAAUUAAUAAUUGGGAGGAAAUUAAUUUACUACAAGUGAUUCCAUUGGCUACAAUUGCAUCAAUUUUAACAGAUAUUGUUAUUUGUGUUGAAGAAAUUGGACAAGGGGUUAAUGAACUUGCUUCAUUAGCUAAUUUUAAAACCACAAAAAGUAGUAAAGAAAUAAUUAAUACAAAUAAGGUGAUGGUGGUGGAGAAAAUAGAAUUAUCAAAUAAUAAUGUUGUUAUUACUAUUAAUGAGCAAAAUAUGAAAUUGUGA